AUGUGUCUAUUCACCAACGUCACUGUCACCAUCCUCUUCGUCGGUCUUCAAUUAUUCAUGUCCCUCCAUUCGCUCUUCACAUUCUUGUCUUCCCCGCCCUCUGUCCGCAAGGGGAAAGUGCCCUACAUCGCCACUUCACUCCUUAUCGUCUUCUUCGCUCUAACGGCGUCGCUGGAUGCAUAUACCAACGCUCGGACAAUGUUUGAGACUAAGAGCGGGUCACAGUUCAUUGAACUGACAGGACAAAUAGAGUGGGAGUGGUCUAGGAUCUUGAGUCUAGUCUCUCUUUUCAUGGCGCUUUUCAUCGGCGACGGCCUUUUGCUGUAUAGGGCCUUUAUCGUCUGGAAAGAUCAAUGUUUCGUCCUUAUCGUCCCCGGUCUCUGCUACCUUGCGUCGAUGGGCCUUGGAUUUUACAUCGCUUCCCCUCUCAAGACAGACGCCUGGAAUGAGCAAUCCAGAGCAAUCGCGAGCGCCUUCACCUUCCUCGCUGUCUCCGUGAACACCAUGGUCACAAUUCUCAUCUGUACCCGUCUCUUACGCGCUCGGCGAUCCAUUGCGCACGCGCUUCCCGACCAACACUUGAGGGUCUACACCAAGAUUGUCAUCGUGUUGAUCGAAUCUGCGUUACCGGUUACGGUGUUCGGAAUAGGCUAUGCCAUCUCUCUCGUCAUUCCUAUGGGAAAGACGACCCAACUAGCGACUGUUUGGCAGGUCAUGUCGCUGAUUUUCGCGCUGCUAUAUUUCGGUUUUGCGACAUUAUCGCCCCAACUUAUCAUCUUCCGGGUGACGUCUGGCCGGUCGUGGACCAACUCGACUGAAAUGACGGGUGGGCCCCAUGUUGGGGGCCAUGGCUCCAAAACGCUCACGUCCCAGCCCAUCAGGUUUGCUUCUAUGGCGACCUCUAAGGACGCUGAGAACUCUAUUUUCUCGCUUCGAGGCGAGGUCGAGUCGGGGGUUGAUCACGGGAUGACUGGUACUAAACGCGAUGCACAAGAGUUGUAG
Molecule: messenger RNA, 1002 nt
Organism: Coprinopsis cinerea okayama7#130
Lineage: Eukaryota; Fungi; Basidiomycota; Agaricomycetes; Agaricales; Psathyrellaceae
Exons: 5
Coding region: 1-1002 (333 amino acids)
Source: RefSeq, a predicted model, not a curated record